UACGUGAACCACCCUACGGCGACGAGUAGUCCAGCGAUCCUCUCGCUCAUAACCACCUGCAUGGGAUUCGAAUCUGCGAGGCCACCCAGAGCAAUCAGAGGUGCGAGCACGCGGAACCACAACGCCGCGCCUUAAAAAUUGAAUAUUUUUUGUAUCUGAAAUGUGUUGUUUUCAGUAAUAAAAGAAAGUGUUGCUGUGAAAAUGUAUCUGGUUACGUCAUUGCCAUUUUUCAGAUGCCCACUCGCCACCGCUAAAUCAGUCAGCUGGCCGUGUGGUUGGUCACGUUUCUUUGGGUGUUUCCCCUUUUUUAAGUAGGUGAUUUCCGAAUAAUGAUUCAGUUUCGUAAGUUUCCAUAAUCUCGUAAGCGGGAUUGUCAUCGCUAGGCUGUACGUGUACUUUGAGGAGUAAUCUAUUUAAAAAAAAAAUUGAAAAACAACAUUACACAAAAAACAUAUCCCAAGAAAGUGGCUUAUAAGAUUCAGGUGCACUAGAAUUGUCAGUCCUGUUCUUAGAACAACAUGUCACCAGACUGCCAGACAGUUCUGCAAAAAUACUGCAAUUACCAUACAGAGUUCAGGAGUUUGGUUCUAGCAUUUUUAUGGGUGAUAGAGUUCUGGAGUUUGCAUGAUUUAAGAUCGUUUUUGUUUACAUCACUUCUACUCAAAAUUAAAUGAGUUGAGUGUAAUGUGAAAUUUAUAAUCCUUAACCUAUGUCUGUAUGUACAGUCAGUGAAUUCAUGUAUUACAAAUAUAAAACAACUUAAAUUGAUAAUGGGUAAACCAAAACAGUUCAAACUUAUCCUCAAUGACGAAAAAACAGUUUAUUUCCCAGGUAAUAUGAUCAGUGGCCAACUGGUCAUAGAACUUGACAAUCCUAUGAAAAUGGAAGCAAUCGCAAUCAAAUUUAUUGGUCAAGCCUAUGUGCAUUGGACCGGACAGCAAUCAUCAGGAGGACCUUCUGCCAUUGAGAACUUAUUUUAUCAUGAAGAUAUUGUACCUGGAAAAUCAGAUGACAACCAGACAUCCCUUGCUAAAGGGCAUCAUGUUUUUCCGUUUCAAUAUAAACUUCCAGAACCACUACCAUCAUCAUAUGAAGACUUGAUUGGAUAUAUUCGAUAUUUUGUGAAAGCAACAAUUGUAAAACCUGGAACUUUUGAUCAAAACACAGUUCGUGCUUUUACAAUUCUUGAUUCUUUGGAUCUCAAUGCUAUUCCUGAUGCUAUGAGGCCUUGUGGAGGUCAAGAAUCGAAACAACUUUGUUACUUGUGUUGUAAAAGUGGACCAAUUGAAAUGGAAUUUCACACAGACAGAUCUGGUUAUGUACCUGGUGAAUACAUAUUACUCAACGGGACAAUCACAAAUUCCAGUAACACAAAAGUGGAGGGAUCUUCUGUUCAGUUGAUAAAGAGAGUGACAUAUCAUGCAAUGUAUAAUUCCAAAAUUGUAAUAUUAGAAGUUGCAAGGAUAAAUGGACCUCCUGUUCCAAAACAUGGAAGCAUAACAUGGACGAAUGAACGAUUACGUAUCCCACCUCUACCACCAUCCGAAAUAAAUCACUGCAAGAUCAUUGACAUUGUUUAUUUUGUUCAGUUUCAAGCUCAUCUCAGGUCAUUUGCCACUGAUCCUCGUAUCAACUGCAGAAUAACGAUAGGCACGAUUCCUUUGCGAAAUCUUCCAUUAUACAGAAAUGCUGGUACAUCUGAAAUUGUGACUGGUCCACAGACACAACACCUUGCCACAGAUAUUGAUUCCGCUACAGAUGUAUUAUCAACUCAACAAAAAAGUCUUCAACCUCCACCACUGUCUUAUGCUGAAUCUGAAGACAAACAUCUUUUUAAUAUCAACGAUGAAGAUGGUAAUGAACACAGCAUGGGAGAAACAUCAUUCAAACCUCAAUACACUUACUAUGCUUGGAAAGAAUCUGCUUUUACGCAUUUUUAAUAAUAUUGUGGGUUUAGCAGCUUUGUGCAUCCUAGUUUGGUUGAAUGGUGUAAAUAAACUGAAUACCAUGAAACGAUGAUUGUCGUACGGUUUACAGAUUUGAAUCUAUAUUGAGAACUACUAAAUCAUCUUAAAGACUACUGCAGUUUAUGUCUUCCCAUAUACUAUCAUGCACUUGUCUGGCUUUUUUCUUUUUUGUUCUAUAUUGUUUUUGUAAAUCAUCAAUUCUUCAUGACAUAUGCCAUACUCUUCUUCAAAAUUUUGCACUUCAUUCAUACUUUUUUUUAAGUUUCUGUUGCAAAAAGAA
Messenger RNA from Styela clava, 2247 nucleotides. The record is from RefSeq and is a predicted model, not a curated record. Lineage: Eukaryota; Metazoa; Chordata; Ascidiacea; Stolidobranchia; Styelidae.